Kwoniella botswanensis is the source of this 423-nucleotide messenger RNA. RefSeq lists its product as uncharacterized. Lineage: Eukaryota; Fungi; Basidiomycota; Tremellomycetes; Tremellales; Cryptococcaceae. The record is from RefSeq and is a predicted model, not a curated record. Bases 1 to 423 code for a protein of 140 amino acids. The transcript has a single exon.
AUGUCCUCAGAGAUCAGAACUACAGUCCCAUCAGCCGGUAACCACUCUAGACUAGGUUACAGCUCCUCUUCAGAUGGAGGUCUGGGAUCUAAGAAAGAUUCUGCAAGAGUUCAAAGAGGUAGGGAUGGAUAUGAUACCAGUAACGUCAACUCUAGCCAUGGAGGUGCCCAGAACACUUCCGCUGCAAGUGCAGAUUCAGGAACCAUUCGAAAUACUGCAAGAGUCACAAAAGGUAGAUCAGGGUACGAGAUGACUGACCCUGCUCCUCCCCCUAGCGACGGAGGAACCCAGAACCGCAUCAACGGCCAAGCGCCCAAUUCUGUCGAUCAUGGGUUCACAUUCGCAUCAGGAUCCAGAAGCCAUUGUAGAGUUAUGGCUGAUCCGAAGCCUGAUAACGACUCUAACAGGAAGGACUUGUACUGA